AUGGGGUCUACAUCCGUCCACGAGGAGCACCAGUACCUCAACCUGGUCCGCGAGAUCUUGGACCAGGGUGAGCGAAGACCCGAUCGCACAGGCACCGGCACCCUGUCGAUUUUCGCACCCCAGAGCUUCAAGUUCCAGCUCAACGACAACGGCCGGCCAAUCCUCCCUCUGCUAACAACAAAGCGGGUCUUCCUCCGUGCCGUCAUCGCCGAGCUCCUCUGGUUCAUCGAGGGCAACACGUCGUCCCUCGCCCUCAAUGAUGUCGGCGUCAAGAUCUGGGACGGCAACGGGUCCCGCGAGUUCCUCGACAGCGUCAGCCUGACCCACCGCGAGGUUGGCGACCUGGGCCCCGUCUACGGCUUCCAGUGGCGACACUUUGGCGCCGAGUACGUAGAUGCAAAGACAGACUACGCCGGCAAGGGCGUCGACCAGCUUGCCGAGAUCAUCCACAAGCUUCGCAACAACCCUUACGACCGGAGAAUGAUCCUCAGCGCUUGGAACCCGCGGGACUUCAAGAGCAUGGCCCUGCCACCUUGUCACAUGUUUGCCCAGUUCUACGUCUCGUACCCAGGACGCGGACGGGGAAUCGGAGCCGCAGAGCCCACGGAAGAAAGCAAACCAAAGGGCCACCUCCACUGUCAAUUAUAUCAGCGGUCUUGCGACAUGGGCCUCGGCAUCCCCUUCAACAUUGCCAGCUAUGCGCUGCUCACGCACAUGCUCGCUCACGUCUGCGAUCUAGUACCAGGAAGCCUAACACACGUCAUGGGAGACGCACACGUCUACAUUGAUCACAUCGAUGCUCUCCAGACACAGCUAGAGCGCGAGCCUCGGCCAUUCCCCGAGCUGGAGAUUACGCGGGAAAAGGGCGGCAGCAUCGAUGGCUGGAAGGCCGAGGACUUCGUGGUCAAGGGAUACGACCCCCACAAAUCAAUCCCCAUGAACAUGUCCGUCUAA
Molecule: messenger RNA, 954 nt
Organism: Trichoderma virens Gv29-8
Lineage: Eukaryota; Fungi; Ascomycota; Sordariomycetes; Hypocreales; Hypocreaceae
Exons: 2
Coding region: 1-954 (317 amino acids)
Biological process (GO): dTMP biosynthetic process
Cellular component (GO): cytosol; mitochondrion
Molecular function (GO): thymidylate synthase activity
Source: RefSeq, a predicted model, not a curated record